AUGUGGUUAACAAACACAGAUGGAAGAAUGGCAAGCGUUUUCGAAAGUGUGGACAUGGGCGUCUUUCUAGAAGAAAGGAAAGGAAGACAAAAUGGUUAGAGGAUGGGUCUGCAGCAUACGUAGCACUAGUAAGGGUGGUUCUCAAUAAAAAAACUUUUAAAAGAUAUUGAAAAACUCAUACAAUUUCAUCAUACAGGCGACCUUGAAAUCUACCAUUCACUAAUGUUGAGGUACAUUCCUAAACGUCGUCAUUUUUCAUACAAAGGCAUGUUGGCCAGAACCCAAUUGGCAGUGAUUGAUCACAACUCCGACACUGGAAGGAAGGAAGCAACACUUAAAAAGGGAAGCAAGAAAGGGGAAAAGAGGUACAAGGUAAUUUUCCCAAAAGGCAGAAAAUAAUGGAUUGCAAAACCAGUUAAAGCCAGUAAGUCCUUUUCCUUUAUCCAAAACUUGAUGGAAGAUGUUUUUUCCUUCAAGUAUGACAAGAAAAACCCCUAUAAAUCACCGAUGCCUGCCAAUAUUCCAAAGAACAUUGCACCCUUACCAAGGCCAUGUAAAGAAGAGAUUAUAACGGCACACAGAUCACGAAUGGGAAAAAAACAUAUGCUGUUUCCUGCAAAUGAAACCCCUUGA
Messenger RNA from Paramuricea clavata, 633 nucleotides. The record is from the annotation of a GenBank genome assembly. NCBI's taxonomy places the organism in Eukaryota, Metazoa, Cnidaria, Anthozoa, Malacalcyonacea, Plexauridae.